Molecule: messenger RNA, 5841 nt
Organism: Saccharomyces kudriavzevii IFO 1802
Lineage: Eukaryota; Fungi; Ascomycota; Saccharomycetes; Saccharomycetales; Saccharomycetaceae
Gene: BNI1
Product: formin BNI1
Exons: 1
Coding region: 1-5841 (1946 amino acids)
Biological process (GO): barbed-end actin filament capping; mitotic actomyosin contractile ring assembly; actin filament bundle assembly
Cellular component (GO): cell division site; cellular bud neck; mating projection tip
Molecular function (GO): actin binding; small GTPase binding
Source: RefSeq, a predicted model, not a curated record
AUGUUGAAGAAUUCAGGUUCUAAGCAUUCGAAUUCGAACUCCAAUUCUACUUCGAGUUCUGGUCUCCUCCAGAACUUGAAGCGUUUGGCUAACUCCAAUGGAACGAGUGCCAAUGCGGCCUCUCCAACCAAUGCAACUCAGCAACAGCAUUCCCCCAUGGGACAAGAAAGUUCUACUUCACCAUCAUCUUCGUCAUCUUUUAGAAACCUAAAUGGACCUUCUAGAACUACGUCCAUUGAAGCAAGGCCGUUAAACAAGAAAUCGACGUUAAACACUCAAAACCUAUCCCAAUAUAUGAGCGGUAAAAUGAGUGCGGAUGUGCCUAUAUCUUCCCAACAUGCAAGGUCACAUUCAGUGCAAUCCAAAUAUUCGUACUCCAAGAGGAAUUCCUCGCAGGCGUCAAACAAGCUAACACGACAACAUACUGGUCAAAGUCAUUCCGCAUCAAGUCUUUUGUCCCAAGGGUCGUUAACGAACUUGAGCAAAUUCACCACGCCUGAUGGCAAAAUUCAUUUAGAGAUGCCUUCAGAUCCAUACGAGGUGGAGAUUUUGUUCGAAGAUAUUAUGUACAAAAGAAAUAUCUUCCAAUCUUUAUCAGGGGAUAAGCAAGAAGCGCUGAUGGGCUAUAGUACAGAAAAAAAAUGGCUGAUUGUAAAGCAAGAUCUACAAAAUGAACUCAAAAAAAUGCGGGCAAACACUACCUCUUCCUCCGCCGCCUCCAGAACUUCCGUUGCAUCAGAUCAUCUUCCCAUACUUACGGCAAAUUCAUCUCUUUCGUCCCCCAAAUCUAUUCUUAUGACAAGUGCUUCUUCCCCGACCUCUACUGUAUACAGUAACAAUUUAAAUCAUUCUACCACUCUUUCAUCUGCGGGCACGUCAACUUCAAAGAGUAAGAAAAUAGUAACCGGGAGCUUGAAAAAACAGCCAUCUUUAAACAACAUUUAUCGAGGCGGAUCUGAAAAUAAUAUAAGCGCAUCCACUCUUCCAGGAGACAGAACAAACAGGCCGCCGAUACAUUAUGUGCAACGUAUUCUUGCAGACAAGCUUACCACUGACGAAAUGAAAGAUCUAUGGGUGACACUAAGAACAGAACAGCUAGAUUGGGUAGACGCAUUCAUAGAACAUCAAGGCCACAUUGCCAUGGCCAACGUGUUGAUGAACUCAAUGUAUAAGACUGCGCCGCGAGACAAUUUGACGAAAGAACUAUUGGAAAAGGAAAAUUCUUUUUUCAAGUGUUUUAGAGUCUUGUCAAUGCUUUCGCAAGGUCUAUAUGAGUUCAGCACACAUAGGCUGAUGACCGAUACUGUUGCAGAGGGUCUAUUCUCCACGAAAUUGGCUACAAAGAAAAUGGCUACUGAAAUUUUCGUUUGUAUGCUGGAAAAAAAAAAUAAAAGUAGAUUUGAAGCUGUUCUCACCGCCUUAGAUAAGAAAUUUAGGAUAGGCCAAAAUCUUCAUAUGAUCCAGAAUUUCAAAAAAAUGCCCCAGUAUUUCUCCCAUUUAACCCUUGAAAGUCAUUUGAAAAUCAUUCAAGCUUGGUUAUUUGCCGUUGAACAAACUUUGGAUGGAAGAGGCAAGAUGGGCUCCUUGGUAGGUGCUUCCGAUGAUUUCAAGAAUGGUGGAGGUGAAAAUGCCAUUUUAGAAUAUUGUCAAUGGACCAUGGUUUUCAUUAAUCACUUGUGUUCUUGUUCGGAUAACAUUAAUCAAAGAAUGCUUCUGAGAACAAAACUGGAAAACUGUGGUGUUUUACGAAUUAUGAACAAAAUAAAAUUGCUGGAUUACGAUAAAGUCAUCGAUCAAAUAGAUCUAUACGACAAUAAUAAGCUUGACGAUUUUAAUGUAAAAUUGGAAGCUAACAAUGAAGCGUUCAAUGUGGAUUUGCAAGAUCCAUUAUCAUUGCUGAAAAAUCUUUGGGGCAUAUGUAAGGGCACCGAGAAUGAAAAACUUCUAGUGUCUUUAGUUCAGCACCUUUUCCUCUCUAGUUCAAAAUUGAUUGAGGAAAAUCAAAACUCCUCUAAGCUAACCAAGCAAUUAAAACUAAUGGAUUCUUUAGUGACUAAUGUCAGUAUCGCCUCAGCAGCAGAUGAAGAAUCGAAUUUAAAUAUGGCCAUCCAGCGGCUUUACGAUGCUAUGCAAACCGAUGAAGUAGCACGUCGUGCAAUACUAGAAAGUCGGGCUUUGACGAAAAAGCUGGAAGAAAUUCAAGCAGAGAGGGAUUCCUUGAGUGAAAAGCUAAGCAAAGCAGAGCAUGGACUAGUAGGGCAGUUAGAAGACGAGUUGCAUGAAAGGGAUCAUAUAUUGGCCAAGAAUCAAAGAGUUAUGCAGCAACUGGAAUCUGAAUUAGAAGAACUGAAGAAGAAACAUCUUUUGGAAAAACACCAACAGGAAGUUGAGUUGAGAAAAAUGUUGACCAUAUUGAAUUCGAGGCCUGAAGAAAGCUCUGAUAUAAAUGAAGGAACAAGAAAUAUAGACCCAAGUUUGAAUUUUUCGGAAAAAGCGAAUAUUCAAAAGGUAUUACAGGAUGGAUUAUCAAGAGCCAAGAAAGACUACAAAGAUGAUUCCAAAAAGUUUGGUAUGACACUUCAACCAAAUAAACGGUUAAAAAUGUUAAGAAUGCAAAUGGAGAAUAUUGAGAAUGAGGCCAGACAAUUGGAAAUGACUAACUUUGCUGAAUUUGAGAAAGAGCGCCUUGAACCUCCAAUACAGAUUAAGAAGCCAAAAUUGAAGAAGAACAAGCAUAAGGAUAAAAACUUUUUAGCAAGGGCCCAAGAGGCAGAUAUGAACAAAUUAAAUGACUUAAGGCGGGCUUUGGCUGACAUUCAAAUGGAGAGUAAUAAUAUUUCCAAAUUCAACGUCGAAGAACGUGUCAAUGAGCUUUUUAAUGAAAAGAAAUCUCUGGCUUUGAAGAGAUUAAAAGAACUGGAAACAAAGUAUAAGGGAUUUGGCAUUGAUUUUAAUGUUGAAAAGAUUAUGGAAAGUCCUAAAAAGCUCUCCGUUGCUGAUGAAAGGGAAGGAGAUGCUAGGUAUUCAAGUCUUGACCCUAAGGCGUACCAGAAAAAGCUGGACGAGAUCAAUAGAAUAACGGAUGAGUUGUUGGAUCUGCAAACUCAAACUAAACAAGAAACUAAAGAAGAGGAAAAUGGGAAAAGCAGUUUCUCUUCUUCUAGCUCUGAUGCGGACGAUGAUGAAGUUUACCAAGAUGCAUCUCCAACUCAUGAAAUAAGAAGUGAAAACUCAGAGUUGUCUGCAGGAUCAGGCCCUGGAUCUUUUCUCGAUGCAUUAUCUCAAAAAUAUGGUACUGGUCAAAAUGUUACUGCAUCGGCUGGUUUGAGGGACAGUGGUUAUGUGUCAGGGCUUGGUCACACGCCUAGCAAAGUUGAAAAGACCUUUAUGAAUAGACUUAAAAGAUCUACUGUGAACUCAGCUCCAUAUUUAGAAGAACUAACACAGAAGGUAAAUAAAGUUGAACCAUGUGAACAAAACGAACAUGUUAACAUUCCCAGAGAACUUUCUCCAAAAAAGAGUUUAACAAGCUCAACUUCAGAUGAAAUCGAAAAAUAUGACCAGGAACAUGUGGAGAACAAGAUACAAGGAUCCACAACGAGCACAAGUACUGGGGGUCAACCAAAUAGCGUAUUGGAAGCUGAAAAUUCGUUAACUUCUUCGUCUGUGCUUCCCCCUCCGCCGCCGCCACCACCACCACCUCCUCCUCCUCCGGUUCCUAUAGAGUUGUUUGGUAAAUCAUUGGUUAGGGAAAAAGAAAUAGAAGAUAAUGCUGCCAAGCAAAAUACUACUGCUGGUGAAGCUGUUCCGCCUCCUCCCCCGCCGCCUCCUCCUCCUCCUCCUCCUCCUCCUAUGGCACUAUUUGGUAAACCCACUGGAGGAACUCCUCCACCGCCGCCGCUACCUUCUGUAUUGUCUUCAUCUGCUACAGGUGCAAUUCCGCCGGCUCCACCAAUGAUGCCGGCAUCGCAAAUGAAGUCUGCCGUAACAUCACCGUUACUCCCUCAAUCUCCUUCUUUAUUCGAGAAAUAUCCUCGUCCUCACAAAAAGUUAAAACAAUUGCACUGGGAAAAAUUAGAUUCUACGGAUAAUUCCAUUUGGGGAUCAGGUAAAGCUGAGAAAUUUGCGGAUGAUCUGUAUGAAAAGGGUGUCCUUGCUGAUUUAGAGAAGGCUUUUGCCGCUAGAGAGAUUAAAUCUUUAGCAACCAAGCGUAAGGAAGACUUACAGAAAAUCACUUUCUUGUCAAGGGAUAUUUCCCAACAAUUUGGUAUUAACUUGCACAUGUAUUCAUCACUUUCAGUCCCGGAUUUGGUAAAAAAAGUCUUGAACUGUGAUAGAGACUUCCUGCAGACGCCAAGUGUUGUUGAAUUUCUAUCAAAAACUGAAAUAAUUGAGGUCUCUGUUAACUUAGCUAGAAAUUAUGCACCAUAUUCUACGGAUUGGGAAGGUGUAAGGAACCUCGAUGAUGCUAAGCCUCCGGAAAAAGAUCCAAACGAUCUGCAAAGAGCCGACCAAGUCUACCUGCAAUUAAUGAUCAACCUAGAGUCGUACUGGGGCUCGCGUAUGCGGGCUCUAACGGUCGUUACCUCGUAUGAAAGGGAGUACAAUGAGCUGUUGGCGAAGUUAAGAAAGGUUGACAAAGCUGUUGGUGCGCUUCAGGGCUCAGAUAAUUUGCGCAACGUUUUUAACGUUAUCUUAGCCGUUGGUAACUUCAUGAAUGACACUUCUAAACAGGCACAAGGUUUCAAACUUUCUACUUUACAAAGGUUGACAUUUAUCAAGGAUACAACCAAUAGCAUGACCUUUUUAAAUUAUGUCGAAAAAAUCAUCAGAUUAAAUUAUCCAAACUUCAAUGAUUUCUUAAAGGAAUUAGAACCGGUAUUGGAUGUUGUCAAGGUUUCCAUUGAACAGUUAGUUAAUGAUUGUAAGGAUUUCAGUCAAUCUAUUGUAAAUGUAGAGCGUUCAGUUGAAAUUGGUAAUUUGAGUGAUUCUUCGAAAUUUCAUCCCUUGGACAAAGUUUUGAUAAAAACAUUGCCUGUACUACCGGAAGCAAGAAGAAAGGGAGAUUUGUUAAAAGAUGAAGUUAAGCUAACUAUUAUGGAAUUUGAAAGUUUAAUGCAGACAUAUGGUGAAGAUUCUGGUGAUAAGUUUGCAAAGAUCUCAUUUUUCAAAAAAUUUGCAGAUUUCAUAAAUGAAUAUAAGAAAGCCCAGGCACAGAAUCUGGCCGGAGAAGAAGAAGAAAGGCUUUAUGAAAAGCAUAAGAAAUUGGUCGAAGAACAGCAGAAAAAGGCACAAGAGAAGGAAAAGCAAAAAGAGAGGAGCGCCUCACCUUCACCUGAAGGGAAUGAGGAGGACGAAGCGGAAGAUAGGCGUGAUGUUAUGGAUAAACUACUAGAACAGCUGAAAAAUGCGGGUCCUGCUAAAACUGAUCCUUCUUCUGCUAGGAAAAGAGCUUUGGUCAGAAAGAAAUAUCUCUCUGAUAAAGAUAGCGCGCCGCAAUUGCUCAACGACUUGGAUAAUGAAGAAGGAUCCAUUCUCUAUUCUCCAGAGGCCACAACUCCCGAUACUUAUACCGCAGUUCAUGCCGAAUCGCCCACACCACUUGCUACAAGAGGUCUUAUGAAUACCCCAGAAGAUUUACCGUCUCCGUCCAAAGCACCUGCACUGGAAGAUCAAGAAGAAAUUUCAGACAGAGCUAGAAUGCUGCUAAAGGAGCUAAGAGGCUCUGAGAUAUCGGUGAAGCAAAAUUCUACACUCGAUGAGCAUCUAGAAAAAUUGAGAGCUCGUAAGGAAAGAGCAAGCAGCGAGACAAAUACAGGUAACAAGCUAAGCUUCAACUAA